GUUAUUGAUGAUGCUAAAGCUGCCAGUAAUGAUAAAGGCAAAGUAUUUGAGCAUUAUUCGAGACUAGUUGAUGCAGAUAGAGCUGAUAAUAUUAGUCUUGUGAAAGGUGAAGUUCAGAUGUCGGCUGUGCAUGAACCAAAUGUGUCAAAAUGUUAUUUGAAUCCUGAUGAAAAUGAAACCGGCGAUAUGAAGCCUGGUGAAAACAUUUCUCUUGAACGUUGUAAUAAAAAUGGAAUUAGGACAGAAAAGAGUAAAUACGAAGUAGUCAAGGAAAUGAUCAAUUGGUUUGAUAAUAGUGAUGAAAGAUCAGAAAGACGUUUUGGAAAAGUGGUUCAACAAAUUGAAGACAAUAGGAAAAAGGCAUUAAGA
Racocetra persica is the source of this 369-nucleotide messenger RNA. Lineage: Eukaryota; Fungi; Glomeromycota; Glomeromycetes; Diversisporales; Gigasporaceae. The record is from the annotation of a GenBank genome assembly.